This is a messenger RNA of Closterium sp. NIES-65, 765 nucleotides long. NCBI's taxonomy places the organism in Eukaryota, Viridiplantae, Streptophyta, Zygnematophyceae, Desmidiales, Closteriaceae. The record is from the annotation of a GenBank genome assembly.
AUGACCACUCUUCGGGUACUGCUGCACAAAGUUGCUCACCGUGACUACGAGCUGCACUCUCUUGACUUCAGCACUGCUUUCUUGCAGGGCAGCCUGCACGAGGAGAUCUGGCUGCGUCGCCCACCUGGCUUCACUGGGUCUUUUCCUCCUGGCACCCAGUGGAGCCUCCGGCGGCCAAUCUACGGUAUCCGCCAGGCACCGCGUGAGUGGCACGACAGACUGAGGACUACACUUGCGGCUCUUGGGUUUGCUCCCUCUAAUGCUGACCCGUCGCUGUUUCUACGCACCGACACUUCUUUGCCGCCGUUCUACAUCCUCGUGUACGUCGACAACUUGGUCUUUGCCACUGCUGACACUGCUGGAUUCGCCCACGUGAAGUCCGAGCUGCAGAAGAGACACGCGUGCACAGACCUGGGUGAACUGCGCAGCUACCUUGGCUUGCAGAUCACCCGGGACAGAGCACAGCGCACCAUUAUCCUGACUCAGUCACACAUGGUGCAGCAGGUCCUUCAGCGCUUCGGCUUCACGCACUCCUCGCCUCAGGCCACUCCUCUGCCUACUCGCCACUCGCUCUCAGCUCUGCCUUCGGAUGAGUCCGUAGAGUCGAGUGGCCUACCGGAGCACAUGGCUGCAGCGAAGAGGGUGUUGCGCUACUUGUGCAGUACGUCGGGCAUGGGGCUUGUGCUUCGAGGGCAGAGUCCAGUGGUCCUCACCGGGCACGCAGACGCUUCUUGGGCUGACGACCAGGCUACGCAGCGGUCGUGA